This is a messenger RNA of Penicillium waksmanii, 921 nucleotides long. RefSeq names its product catalase family peroxidase. Bases 1 to 921 code for a protein of 306 amino acids. The record is from RefSeq and is a predicted model, not a curated record. Gene Ontology annotation, cellular component: cytoplasm; peroxisome; mitochondrion. Gene Ontology annotation, molecular function: heme binding; catalase activity. The transcript is spliced from 2 exons. Gene Ontology annotation, biological process: hydrogen peroxide catabolic process; response to hydrogen peroxide. NCBI's taxonomy places the organism in Eukaryota, Fungi, Ascomycota, Eurotiomycetes, Eurotiales, Aspergillaceae.
AUGCCCCUCCCAUCUGAUCCCGCAACCGUUGAUGUCGGCGCCCAACUCGUCGACACCCUUCAUAAAUUCUUCGGCCCUCACCCGGGUUUCAGACCAGUGCACGCAAAGGGAAUCCUCCUGGAAGGAUCAUUCACCCCAACCCCCGAAGCAUCAGCCCUAUCAUCAGCCCCACACUUCCAACACGAGACGCCCAUCCUAGCCCGCUUCUCAAGCUCAACAGGUUUCCCAGAACUACCAGACACAGAUCCAAACGGGAACCCGCGAGGCCUGGCGAUAAGAUUUGUCCUCGCCGAAUCGCCUCGACGUGUCCACACCGAUAUAAUCACCCACUCGACGCCAUUAUUUCCUGCAAAAGACGGACCCGAUGCCCUGGCCUUUUUCAAAGCCUUGGCAAACGGCUCGAUAGUAGAGCAUUUAGCGGCCUUCCCGUCAGCGAAGGAAUUCGUCGAAGCGCCCAAACCAUUCCCAGUCAGUUUUACGACGGAGAAUUACUACGGCGUGAAUGCUUUCAAACUCAUCGCUGCCGAUGGGACGGUCACGUUCAUUCGGUAUCGAUUCGUGCCCCGAAGUGGUGCGGCGCAUCUUGAGAGCGGACAGGUGGAGGGUUUAGGCGCGGGUUAUCUUUAUGAGCAGAUUCGGGAUGUGCUUCCCCUAGGACCGGCUUUUGAUCUUGUGGCGCAGAUUGCGGAGGAGGGGGAUGUUACGGAUAAUUGUACUAUUCGUUGGCCGGAGAGUAGGAAGAUUGUUACCCUGGGUACGAUUAGUCUUGACUCGGUGAAGGAUGAUAAUGCCGCGGAGCAGAAGAGGGUUAUUUUUGAUCCUGUGCCGAGAGUGCAGGGUGUUGAGUCUUCGGAUGAUCCGCUUAUUGAUGUGCGUGCUGCGCUUUAUUUGAUUAGUGGGAGGGAGAGGCGGGCUGCUUAG